Molecule: messenger RNA, 558 nt
Organism: Teleopsis dalmanni
Lineage: Eukaryota; Metazoa; Arthropoda; Insecta; Diptera; Diopsidae
Exons: 2
Coding region: 1-558 (185 amino acids)
Source: RefSeq, a predicted model, not a curated record
AUGGCAUCAGGUGCAAACGGAACAAAUGCAGUUUUUUUACAAAACCACAUUGAUUACUUAGGAAGGCGUAUAAGCGCAGAAGGUAUUUUGCCAGAACCAUCAGGAGUAACAGACGUUCAAAACUUAAAACGGCCUGAAAAUCUCAAAGAAGUGGAAUCUCUAAUUGUACAACACGGGAAUGCCCUUUUAAGACUACCCGAAGGUCCGGAUAACAACUUUGAUCAAGAGAACAAUUGUUUUGCAUUCGAAGAGCUGGAUACCCCAAUUGAUGCAGAGGUUAUCCGAUUUCUUACGAAGAGGGAUAUAACUCUCAUGAAAGUUCACCGUUUCAUACAACAAGGGUGGCCUACAUCCGUAGGACCACAACAGGCAGAUAUACUGCCCUAUUUCCAACGUAAUACUUCUUUAGUUAUUAUUGAUAACAUUAUUUGCUUACAGGGCCAUUCAAAUCGAUUUAUAAUUCCCACAAAACUGCGCCAACGCGCUCUUGAACUGUUGCUCGAAAGCCACUGGGGCGUAGUUCAAAUGAAACAAUUAGCUCGAAGAUACUGCUGGUAG